Molecule: messenger RNA, 1828 nt
Organism: Podarcis muralis (Common wall lizard)
Lineage: Eukaryota; Metazoa; Chordata; Lepidosauria; Squamata; Lacertidae
Gene: CCDC157
Product: coiled-coil domain containing 157
Source: RefSeq, a predicted model, not a curated record
AACCGCCGACCUUUCGAUCGGCAAGCCCUAGGCGCUGAGGCUUUUACCCACAGCGCCACCCGCGUCCCCUCGUUCUGAUCUAGCAGCCCAAUUAUCCAACUUUAAUGCAUCUGAUCAAGGAAACUCUGCUAUCGCAGUAUGUACAUCCCUUAGGUCUCUAAAGUGCCACAAUAAAAAUCUUGGAUCUUCGAAGUGUCGGAAGACACUGGGACGGACAUCCCCCUGCCCUCCCGGAAUCCUUCCCUAACAUGGCUCCGCUCUGCAUAGAGCGACUGGUCAAACGCGAACCGAACGUUUAGUGAAACGCAGGUUUUCCUAUAUCUCUAUAGAGAAGGCGGGAGGGCGGGGCUUAUUGGCUGAGUGGCAAAGAGGGCGGGGCUUAUCCGCUCAGUUGCAAAGGGGGCGCGCCUAAGAAGCUCUCGGGGUUGCCAUGGCAGCGGAGGCUUGGGAAGAGCGGAAGAGCCUGGCUGCGGCGGCGGCGGCGGCUGUUUGGCAGGUGGGUCUUGCCCACCUCGUCCCUCCUUUGGGCGGGAAGGAACAUCUGCCCUAAGACCCGGUUGGUGGUUGGUGGAAUGACAUCAGCGUGGCAACAUGGUGACCUUGCUGGUUAACCAAAACUACAUGGAGAGUCUGCGGAAGGACAUAACGGAUCUGCAGGGAACCGUCCUCAGCGUCUUCACCCGAGCCGGGGCUGUUCGCUACCCGUCUUGGAAGUUUCCUGAUAAGUUGUCCUGUGACCUGGACUUGGUUGCUUUGCUUGAGCACUACGACUUUGCACAGAAUGACCCUGAAUUUACCCAUCAUUCCCACGUGGUUCUUCUGGAACUAGUGAUUGACAGGUUGCUGCUGCUCCUCCAAAGCUUCACCAGAUACACGGAGAACCUAACCAGUGAACAAGCCGUGCCCCCAUCCAGAACAACAGGACCAUGCAUGUCUAUCGGGCUGGCUGUGAAGAAGUACUGGAACAGCAUGCUGAAAUUGGGGUCCCUCUACCAGCAGCUGGCUUCUGAGAAAAAACGCAGCAGAGAGGAUGCUCUUGGCACAAAUGCUUCCUUCCAGGAGGCGAAAGCUGAGAACGAGUCUUUAAAAAUCUGCUUCUCGGAGUCAGAUGUGACUUUGCCCAGCUUCCGGUCCUCCCCUUUGACCUCAUCGGCCAGCAGCAGGCUGCUGGACGGUUGCCCCGCCACCUCCUCAGAGGCACCGCCAGCCCAGGGGGCCGCCAAGCCCAUCUGCAGCACCCACUGUCAGACCAUCGAGUCAUCCCUGGUGCCUUGCGACGCGUGCGAGAGGGCGCAGCUCAGCCUCCGGGAAGUGGGCAGCGCCAUCAUCGGCAUCUGCAACAGCCAGAACCUCCCGUCGUCUCUGAGCAGGUUCCUGGAGAUGGUGGAGGAGACCCUGGGCCGCAAGCCGCUCACGGCUGUGGACAUCAGCUACUGGGCGUCCGAGCAAAGCAAGGACCUAUCCCGGAUCAACAAACACCUCCGGAAGCUGAUGGAACUCAUCAACCCUCUGAAGGGGGAGCUGGAAGAGUCUGAGAAGGAGAAGGGCGAGCUCAAGAGGCAGCUGGAGACUUUUGAUAGCCGCCUUCAGAAGGAAAGAGAGGAGCGGGAGCAGAAGAGGAAGGAGGCGGAGCAGGCAUUUGAAAGAAGGAAUACGGAGAACCUGCAGAUGAUGGCCACCCUGCGGAUGGGCAAGGAGGACCUCCAGAAAAGGCUCCUGCAUUUCCGUCUCAACAACGGGCUGUUAGUGCAGACACACCGAGCUACAUGGAUCGAUGGGUCUGGCUCAGCAUAAGGCAGCUUCCUGUCUUCCUCUACGGUCCAUGCUG